Durusdinium trenchii is the source of this 2302-nucleotide messenger RNA. NCBI's taxonomy places the organism in Eukaryota, Dinophyceae, Suessiales, Symbiodiniaceae. The record is from the annotation of a GenBank genome assembly.
UUCUAGGCAAAAACAAAUUCCGUUUGCACAAAUGGUGGCAUGGUGGAAUGGCGAUGUUAUUUAUUGGUCGCGAUUUGGUUAUUGAAAGGUGAUGCAUCUCGACCACCAUUUUUUGACUACGAUUGCGCUUGUGUGAAGCAGAGGCUGACCGUUGCAGAUUGGAACGGCAUUCAUCGUGAGGUGGAGGCAGCUGUCCAAUCUGCACAGAAAGGAGGCCCUUGGCCUCGUCCCCCGAGAUUGUCUGGGCGCCUCUUGCUGCAGCAAGCAGAAGAAGCCGCGCAGGAGUGCCCCUUGGGACUCUUGAACCUCGCCAUCGUCCACUUCUAUACAGCGGCAUUUGAGAGCACAGAGGAGUCAACUGACCCACUUGUAAGCGAACGGCACAGAAAAGAAGUGAUGCAAAUUUCAGCCCAUGUCGCUGAUUCUUUAGCUAGCGAGUUUCCUGUGCACGUGAUAUGCUCAAGUCGGUGGCCAGUCUUUGAGGCCAUCGAGAUCUUUACACUGAAGAUGGACAAGGAUAUAGCUGGAGUUCCUGGCAAUGCGUGUGACGACAUAGUUGGUGGUGAAACUACUGAAGCCCUUGACGACCGUCUCAAGUGGAUUGUUGAGGCAGUUGAUUGGAAGAAACUCCGGUGGAUCGCAGGUCACUGGUCGCGGAUGCAGUUUACAGAAGGAUCUCGCAGUCCAGAGGUUGUCAAGCUGCUUUUGCUUAUAGACAACUUCGUGGAUGAAGCCUCGACCAAGCAAGCGGAGUUGGAGUGCCCAAUUGGAACUGCUUUCUUGGCGGCAGUUCAGGCUGCCAGCGCGGUGGUGCAAUUCACGCACAACUUUGACAAGCACAGCAACGUCCUGGACAAAGUUAUCCAUGAGGGGCUUCUAUCAGCAGUUUCGUGUGGAUGGCCCUUGGGACAUGCCUUGGCCGUUCUUUCUGAUUCCAACAAAGCUCGUAGGUACGCUGAUCGCAACUACAAAUAUCUGCGGAAUUACGCAGAUCUCGAUUUGCAUGUACAGGAGCUGUCUCCGCUGGUUGCUCCUCCAACGUCAGGCAGUGACACCGUGGCCUGGCAUAAGCGAGCUGCGAAGAAGGCAGCUGCAAUUGCUCGUGUGCCUUGGCACAGCUUUGCCCGGGUCCUCCUUUCCAAGGCCGCCGGCCGGGGACGAGUUUUCCGACAGGCACUAAAUGCCAUUCAAGAGUUGACCGGCGGUCGGCGCGAAAAGUCAAGAGGUCGUCAAGUAGCUUUGACAUUACUUUAUGGGCACUCAUGGAGCAGCCUCCUUCAACGCCUGGUGUCCCACCUUUGCAGGCUUGGCUUUGCAUGGCCUUUGCUUGUGGUGUCCAUUGGACAAGAGGCUUACGAGGCAUGCCGCCAUCUCCGAAAGUCAGUCAACUUGAAAGUUUCUUGCUGGAGACCGAAUACAGAAUCGCAGGUCCACAGGUUUACCAUUGUACACAUUCUUUUGCACCUUGGUGUGGAUGUUUUCUACUUCGACAUGGAUGCGUUCUUUCUACAGAACCCCCUACCUGCCGUGCUGUCGCAGGCGAGGAUGAAGAACCACGAAACAAUUUUUGCGUCGCAUGGUGACGGAGAUUGCAUAAACAUUGGUGUCUUCUACAUCAAAUCGACGAUCCGCACGACAAUGUGGUUCUCUCAGUUUCUGGAGUGGUACUAUGAGCACCAGUACGAGAUUGAUCAGAGGGGCUUGGACGUGCUUCUGGGCUCUCCGCUUCGCAUUCCAGACGGCGUACUCGGUGUGUCCUUCCCACCGAAGAACCUGCCAAAGGUGCGGGUUGGUGUCAUGGAAGAUGAGAACAAGGUGGUGAUUGGCUUUAUUGGUUGGUAUGGCCACAUUUCAAAAAUGGAUGUGUUCCAUUGGUGCAACUCGCACUUAGAUGAGAAGUGGGAGGAGCUAGAUGCAGUUUACAAAGCCGCCGAAGCUGUUCAGGACUGGAUGCCGCUUUCACUGGCAUUGUCCGUGGUUUCUACUCUUGACUUCCAAGUGCUUCCCCGGGAGCCAUCGGAAGAGUGGUCGGUGGUCAACACAGGAAAGCCACCUUUGCCUGGCAGUUCCGUGUGGAAGCAGGUGGGACAAGCUCGCCGGGUGUUUGAGGCCUAUCGGCUACCGAAGCCCCUUGAGCGCUUGCCAUGUUGGUAGUUGGAAACACCCAAAGUGGUGCUGUGAGUUGUGCCAAUGCGUGUGACAAGUUAUCACAGAAUGUACUUCAUACAACUAGUUUGUCUAGUCAGGAGGCAAUUGAAGCUGUUUGAUGACGCAAUGAAUGCGUUGAAGUGGCAGUGUUGAA